GCUUGAAUGACAAAGCAAUAGAUGCUUGGAUUGAGUGAUUCAGUAGUUUUUGAGUUGUGUUUUGUAUCGCAAAUCAAUUGACAACAAAUCCAAACCCAAAGACCGCAACAAAUGGCCAAAAGUCGUCUGCAAUACGAAACGGACGGACCGUUUCAGAGGACACAAUCGCCGGUCACGACCGGGACGUCGGUCUUAGGCGUGGCCUUCGAUGGCGGAGUAGUGAUCGCCGCCGACCUGUUGGCCAGCUAUGGCUCAAUGGCUCGCUUUCGGGACAUCUCUCGCGUCCAUCGCGUGAACGACAAGUGUGUCAUCGGCUGUGGCGGCGAUUACGCCGACUAUCAGUUCCUUCUGAAGGCCAUCCAACAGAAGAUGAUUGAGGAGAACAACCACAACGACCGGCACUCGCUCUCACCCAACGCUCUCUACUCGUGGCUCACGAGAGUCCAGUAUAACCGCAGGUCUAAGUUUGAUCCGCUCUGGUGUCAGUGGGUUGUCGGCGGACUCAAUCCCGACGGCAAAGCAUUUCUGGGAUAUGUGGACAAACUCGGGACGGCCUACGAGUGUCCGUCGAUCGCCACGGGUUACGGCGCGCACAUAGCGUUGCCGUUGAUUCGCGAAGAGAUGGACGCCCGCGGAGGACAGCUCACCGAACAGCAGGCGAAGCAACUGAUCAACAAAUGUCUGACUGUCCUCUACUACAGAGACGCCCGAUCUCUCAACAAAUACGAGUUGGCGGUCGUGAACAACGCCGGCGCCAAAGUGGACGGACCCCUCACUCUCGAGUCCAACUGGAAUAUCGCCCGAUAUGUCAAUGGAUACGAAUAGACAUCGGCUUUGAUUUGAUUUCCAUAUUAUCUUUUAAUUAUUUUUGUCGAUCCUUUCCAUAGAGAGAGUGAAACCAAUUUGUAUUGAAAUUUGUAUUUAAUUUUUAUGCGAAAAUUAAAUUAAUAUUGAAUUUCUGUUUUAUAUA
Molecule: messenger RNA, 970 nt
Organism: Medioppia subpectinata
Lineage: Eukaryota; Metazoa; Arthropoda; Arachnida; Sarcoptiformes; Oppiidae
Source: the annotation of a GenBank genome assembly